CAAUGAAACUCAGUGUUUUCAUUCUGCUGCUCCUCUCGGGGACUGUGUCGGCUUCCACUUAUGAAAACGUGGCCCUGCGUGGAAAAGCAACCCAGUCAGAGCGUUACGAGCACAUGUUUGGAGCUGCCUACAACGCCAUUGAUGGAAACCGUGAAUCUACGUUCUCAGCCGGAUCAUGCACCCACACUGCUGAACGGACCAACCCCUGGUGGAGAGUGGACCUGCUGGAGUCCUACAUCAUCACCUCCAUCACCAUCAUAAACAGAAAAGACUGCUGUGAACAUAGGAUCAAUGGGCUUCAGAUCCAUGUAGGAAACUCUUUACAAGACGACGGUUUAGCAAAUCCAGUAGUUGGUACAGUUUCUGUAAUUGCUGCAGGCAAAUCAUUCACUCAGUCAUUCACUGAUCGUGUGGAGGGACGUUAUGUGACUUUGAGUCUACCAGGUUCAGGAAGGAUCCUUACACUCUGCGAAGUGGAAGUGUACGGGUACCGUGCCCCAACUGGAGAGAACCUGGCAGUCCAAGGAAAAGCCACACAGUCCUCACUGUAUACAUUUGGCAUUGCUUAUAAUGCCAUAGAUGGGAAUCAUGCCAGUGACUGGGACGUGGGUUCUUGCACACACACAAAAAAUGACAUCAACGCCUGGUGGAGACUAGACCUGGGAAAAACCCAUAAAGUGUUCUCUGUUAAGAUAAGAAACAGAGUUUCAGACUCAGAACGACUCAAUGGAGCUGAGAUCCGCAUCGGAAAUUCUCUUGCAAACAAUGGCAACAACAAUACCAGGUGUGCUGUGAUCACAAGCAUCCAGGCAGGUGCUGUUGCUGAAUUCCAGUGUGAUGGGGGGAUGGACGGCCGCUACGUUAACGUCGUCAUCCCUGACAGAGAAGAGUUCCUGAGUCUGUGUGAGGUGGAGGUGUAUGGCUCCAGGCUGGAUUAGAUCUCAACAUGCAUAACAAUAACAUUUUGCUCUUACAUAUACUCGCAGCUUAAUCUUCCUCAUGGAGCCAUUAUUUCCUAGUACACACAGUGACUGCAUUUUAGGAUUUUUUUUAGCAAAAAGCUAAAUUUUUGCAGUUCAGCGGUUCACUGUUCAGCUCAAACACUGAGGUAUUCUGGUUUGUGACAUCAGUGAAUAACUACAUGUUCAGCCUGUCUACAUUAUGUUUGAUACUGUGUCAGUCUUCAGUGCUGAAACACAAUUAAAUCAUGUUUAAAAUCUU
Molecule: messenger RNA, 1221 nt
Organism: Lates calcarifer (barramundi perch)
Lineage: Eukaryota; Metazoa; Chordata; Actinopteri; Centropomidae
Product: fucolectin-7-like
Source: RefSeq, a predicted model, not a curated record